AUGGAGGGGCCCUUGCUGGUGCUGGGGCUGCUGGUCACCUUAGCAAUGUCUGGCAACUGGGCCCUGAAUGAGGAGGAGCGGCUGAUCCGGCACCUGUUCCAGGAGAAGGGCUACAACAAGGAGCUCCGGCCCGUGGCACACAAGGACGAGAGCGUGGACGUCUCUCUGGCCCUCACCCUCUCCAACCUCAUCUCCCUGAAAGAAGUGGAGGAGACCCUCACCACCAACGUGUGGAUAGAGCAUGGCUGGACCGACAGCCGUCUGCAGUGGGAUGCCGAGGAAUUUGGAAACAUCAGUAUCUUGCGCCUGCCUGCUGAACUACUGUGGCUUCCAGAGAUAGUGCUGGAGAAUAACAAUGACGGCUCCUUCCAGAUAUCCUACUCCUGCAACGUGCUCCUCUACCCCUCAGGCUACGUGUACUGGCUGCCACCCGCCAUCUUCCGCUCCUCCUGCCCCAUCUCCGUCACCUACUUCCCCUUCGACUGGCAGAACUGCUCCCUCAAGUUCAGCUCACUCAAGUACACGGCCAAGGAGAUCACCUUGAGCCUGAAGCAGGAGGCUGAAGAGGACCACCAGUACUUUGUGGAGUGGAUCAUCAUCGACCCCGAGGGCUUCACAGAGAACGGGGAGUGGGAGAUUGUGCACCGGCCAGCGAGGGUCAACGUGGACCCCAGCGUCCCACUGGACAGCCUCGACCGCCAGGACAUCACCUUCUACCUCAUCAUCCGUCGCAAGCCGCUCUUCUACAUCAUCAACAUCUUGGCGCCCUGCGUGCUCAUCUCCUUCAUGGUCAACCUGGUCUUCUACCUCCCGGCAGACAGUGGCGAGAAGAUGUCAGUGGCCGUCUCUGUGCUGCUGGCACAGUCUGUCUUCCUGCUGCUCAUCUCCAAGCGGCUGCCGGCCACCUCCAUAGCCAUCCCGCUCAUUGGCAAGUUCCUGCUCUUCGGCAUGGUGCUGGUGGCCAUGAUCGUGGUGAUCUGUGUCAUCGUGCUCAACAUCCAUUUUCGAACGCCCAGCACCCACGUGCUGUCAGAGGGCGUCAAGAAGCUCUUUCUGGAGACCCUGCCUGAACUGCUGCACAUGUCCCACCCGGCGGAGGACGGGCCCGGCCCUGGGACCCUGGUCCGCAGGAGCAGCUCGGUGGGCUACAUCUCGAAGGCUGAGGAGUACUUCUCCCUCAAGUCCCGCAGCGACCUCAUGUUUGAGAAGCAGUCGGAGCGGCACGGGCUGGCCCGGCGCCUCACCACCGCACGCCGACCCCCACCAGGCUCCAAGCAGACUCAGCAGGAGCUCUUCAGUGAGCUGAAGCCAGCUGUGGACGGGGCCAACUUCAUCGUCAACCACAUGCGGGACCAGAACAAUUACAACGAGGAGAAGGACUGCUGGAACCGCGUGUCCCGUACUGUAGACCGCCUCUGCCUGUUUCUGGUGACGCCCAUCAUGGUGGUGGUCACGACCUGGAUCUUCCUGCAGGGCGUCUACAACCAGCCUCCUCCUCAGCCUUUCCCCGGGGACCCCUUCUCCUAUCAAGAAAAGGACAAGCGCUUCAUCUAGAGGCGGGCUCCUUGCGGCAGCAGUCGGGGCCUUUGCCCGAGAGACGUGUGUCUGAGAGGAGACACCCUGGCUGCCCUUGGGAAUGCCGGCUGCUGGCCCUGAGCCUGAGCUGUCAGCCCAGCUGGUGGUCCCUCAAGGCCAGGACAGAGAAGGAAGAUGCGUGGGCACAGGGGAAGCCUCACUGUCCAGUGGUUCCUUCACUAAGAGGGGGCCUAGGCUGUGGAAGGAGUGGCCAGGACCCUGGGUCAGGGGUCAGCAAAGGCAAGCCUUCCCAGAGAACUCUAUAGUGGCUCAGGAAGACCUGGGGGACAAGGCAUAGCCUGUCUGCCUCCCCUUCUCCAGAGGAUUCUGGGCCCUGCAUUCCCAGUUCCUCUAGCUGCCCUGCUGCCACUCAGCCCUCAGGCUCAGACUGGGGACUUCCCCCUCUGUCCUUAGGAAGAGAGUGCUAUAGGGUUGUAGCCUGUCCCUGCCCUUAAGACCUUAGUCCCUUUGGGCCCUGUGGGAGCCCCAUGCCUUGGAUGGAAGGGUCAGUCUCAGUGCCCACAAAGGCCUGGGGUCAGUUUGUCGCCCUCAGGUCACAUGUCACCCUAAGAACUCGGUGCCUUCGGUCUUGGGCACCUCCUCCUGCUUGCCCUCCUCCUCCUCAGAGUGGCUAUGCAGUAUUUGGAACAUACUUUAUGCUGAAAAGUGAUGGUACCCUUUUAUUUCUAUUGGCUAAUUCUGACAUCCCAGGAGAGCCCCCAUUCAAUCGUGUCACAGGACUUGGAGACAUGGGUCUCUGUGGUAGCCUGCCUGCAAAAUGACUCCAGGACCACCUGGUCCAAAUGUCCAGGAGUCCUCUCCCACCAUGGGCCAGGAUGGAUCUCUGUGAUGGCGUCAUA
This is a messenger RNA of Echinops telfairi (small Madagascar hedgehog), 2435 nucleotides long. RefSeq names its product cholinergic receptor nicotinic delta subunit (gene CHRND). Gene Ontology annotation, molecular function: acetylcholine-gated monoatomic cation-selective channel activity; transmembrane signaling receptor activity. Bases 1 to 1554 code for a protein of 517 amino acids. NCBI's taxonomy places the organism in Eukaryota, Metazoa, Chordata, Mammalia, Afrosoricida, Tenrecidae. Gene Ontology annotation, biological process: nervous system process; signal transduction; regulation of membrane potential. The record is from RefSeq and is a predicted model, not a curated record. Gene Ontology annotation, cellular component: neuron projection; postsynaptic membrane; synapse. The transcript has 12 exons.